This is a messenger RNA of Megalops cyprinoides (Indo-Pacific tarpon), 3430 nucleotides long. Its product is annotated as glutamate receptor ionotropic, NMDA 3B-like. Gene Ontology annotation, cellular component: postsynaptic membrane; plasma membrane. The record is from RefSeq and is a predicted model, not a curated record. Gene Ontology annotation, biological process: ionotropic glutamate receptor signaling pathway; modulation of chemical synaptic transmission; monoatomic ion transport. NCBI's taxonomy places the organism in Eukaryota, Metazoa, Chordata, Actinopteri, Elopiformes, Megalopidae. Gene Ontology annotation, molecular function: transmitter-gated monoatomic ion channel activity involved in regulation of postsynaptic membrane potential; NMDA glutamate receptor activity. The coding region runs from base 95 to 3430 and encodes 1111 amino acids. The transcript has 9 exons.
AACGAGAAGGGAUUACGGACAGAGAAGAGGAGAAAACGGGAGAGAGAAAUGCUAUCUUCUGACGAAACCUCAUUCCGACUGAGAACGAAACAGGAUGACUUCAGCGUUCUCGAGAUUCUUGACAUACUUUUACUUUGGGUUCCAAGUGGUUCUGCAGAGCUUCAUCGACCCUUGCCACCUUCACCCGCAGCCGUGCCACAUCCUCGCGCGGAUAGGGCACACGGUGCGCCUGGGCGCACUUCUGCCCACCCGCCGGCCGGCCAGGGUGCAGGCUGCCCUGAACCGCGCCCUCGCCGGCCUUGGUCAAACUGGGGGCAACUACCUCCCCUACAACCUGAGCCUGGAAGUGCUGGCGCGGGAGCCCCCGAACGGCGACCCGGAGUCCCUCUUCACGUGCGUCUGCCAGACCAUCGUUGUGCAGGGAGUCUCCGCUGUCCUGGCGUUCCCGCAGACUCAGGAAGAGCUGGUGCAAGUGGAAUUUAUGUCCUCUUUUUUGGAAAUACCUUUCAUUAGCAUAAUUGAGCAAGGGGAGCCGCUGAAAAUACAGAACCGGUUCCACCUGCAGAUGGUGACCCGGACGCCCCCGUCGGGCCUGGCGCAGCUGCUACUCGGCGUUCUGGAGCGGGGCGGGUGGCAGGAGGGCGUGGCCCUGCUGUGUGGCGGCUGGGAGGAGGCGGGCGUGCUGGAGGCGCUGGAACUUCACGGGCGACAGGGCGUGGGGGCGACGCGCUGGCGCCUGCAGGCCACCCUCAACCUGACCCGCGCCGCGGAGGAGGAGGAGGCGGAGCUGACGGACUUCCUGCUGGAGCACCUGAGCCGGUCCCGCGGCCCCUCGGCCGUGGUGCUGCUCUUCGGGGGCGACCCCCUAUGCGUGGCGUCCGUGCUGCGCAGCGCCGGCGAGCUCGGCCCCGCCCUGCCCGCGCUGCACUGGAUUAUGGGUAACCCUCUGAGUCCGGACGCCCUGCACUCCAUCGGCGCCCCCCUGGGCCUGCUGGCAUACGGCGAGGUCGACCGCAAGCCGCUGCACUUCUACAUCCGCGACGCCCUCCAGCUGCUUGGCCGGGCUGUCUCCGCGGCGACCGUGGUGCGGCCCGACCUGGCUCUGAUCCAGAACAUGGUCAACUGCUACGACAAGCCCAACAAGCACGAGGUGCUCUCUUCGGGCCAGUACCUGGCCAGGUUUCUGUCCAACACCUCCUUCACGGGCCUGACGGGCCCGGUGCGGGUGCAGCGGGGGGCGUCCCGCGUGCUGACGUCCCAGCGGCUGCACGUCUGGAGCCUGCAGCGGGACGCCAUGGGGCAGCCCACCUGGGUGACAGUGGCCAGCUGGGACGGGGGCCGCCUGCAGGCGGAGGAUCGGGGGGUGUGGCCGGGGCCCACCCAGCCUCAGCGGACGGAGGCGGGGCGGGGCAGCAGGAAGGGCGGGCGGUGGAGGGCGGGGCUGCCGGUGGCGGGGAGCCGUCUGCGGGUGGUGACGCUGGUGGAGCACCCGUUCGUGUUCACGCGGGAGGCGGACGAUGAGGGGAACUGCCCCGCGGGGCAGCUGUGCCUGGACCCCCGCACCAACAGCACCGAGGUGCUGGACCGGCUCUUCCUGGAGCUGGCGCAGGGCAACAACAGCAGCUUCCUGCGGGCCAGCAUCCGCAAGUGCUGCUACGGCUACUGCAUCGACCUGCUGGAGAAGCUGGCCGAGGACCUCUCAUUCGAGUUUGACCUCUACAUCGUCGGCGACGGCAAGUACGGGGCGCUGAAGGGCGGCCGCUGGACGGGGCUGGUGGGUGACCUGCUGAGGGGCGGGGCCGACAUGGCCGUCACCAGCUUCAGCAUGAACUCCGCCCGCAGCAAGGUCAUCGACUACACCAGCCCCUUCUUCUCCACCAGCCUGGGCAUCCUGGUGCGCAGCAAGGACACGGCUGCCCCCAUCGGCGCCUUCAUGUGGCCGCUGCACUGGACCAUGUGGGUGGGCAUCUUCGUGGCGCUGCACAUCACCGCUCUCUUCCUCACCCUCUACGAGUGGAAGAGCCCCUUCGGCAUGACGCCCCACGGGCGCAACCGGGUCCGGGUGUUCUCCUACUCCUCCGCCCUCAACCUGUGCUACGCCAUCCUGUUCGGCCGCACCGUCUCCAGCAAGACGCCCAAGUGCUGGACCGGCCGCUUCCUCAUGAACCUGUGGGCCAUCUUCUGCCUGCUGGUGCUGUCCAGCUACACUGCCAACCUGGCGGCUGUCAUGGUCGGGGAGAAGACCUUCGAGGAGCUCUCAGGGAUCCACGACAGCAAGCUCCAUCACCCCUCUCGGGGGUUCCGGUUUGGUACGGUCCGAGAGAGCAGUGCGGAGGAUUACAUGAAGAAAAGCUUCCCGGAGAUGCACGAGUACAUGAGACGCUAUAAUGAACCAACCACGCCCGCCGGUGUCUCCACACUCAAGACAGAUCCCCCUCAGCUUGACGCCUUUAUCAUGGACAAGGCUCUGCUGGAUUACGAGGUGUCCAUUGACGCAGACUGCAAACUGCUCACCGUGGGCAAGCCAUUCGCCAUCGAAGGCUAUGGAAUUGGACUGCCCCAGAACUCCCCCCUCACCUCCAACCUGUCUGCCUUCAUCAGCCGCUACAAGUCGGACGGCUACAUGGACAUGCUGCAUGACAAGUGGUACAAGGUGGUCCCCUGUGGGAAGAGGGUCUUUGCCGUGACAGAGACAUUGCAAAUGGGCAUACAGCACUUCUCCGGGCUGUUCGUGCUGCUGUGUGUGGGUGUGGCCGGAGCGCUCCUCACGCUGGCCGGGGAGCACGCCUUCUUCCGCCUCGUCCUGCCCCACAUACGCCGCCGCCAGAAGCUCAGGUACUGGCUCCACACCAGCCAGAAAAUCCACCGUGCUCUAAACAUGACCUACGAAGACGUGAAGAAACGAAGGGCCAACUUGGAGAAAAGCAGUAACAGCAGCGUCCAGAAGCUUCCGUCACUGCAACCCCUCCCACCCCCGCCCCCCCAUGGCACCACGGCAACGUGGAGCAACGAGUCCAGCAAGCCUUCCCAGGCGCACAAGGACACCAAGCGGGUCCACUUCAACCUGGAGACACUCAACACCCGAAAACUCCUUGCGCGUUCUAACCUGGAGGAAGGGGUGGGACAAGGGGGUGGGGCCGGAGGGGGCGUGGCGGGACAGGUCUGUGAGAAUGGGGGUCCAGCAGCCCUGCCCCCCAUCCUGGCCCCGUCUUUGACCUGCCCCCCCACGCGGGAGAAGGAGCUGGAGGAGCUGCAGGAGAGAAUCGAGGAGUUCCGCACCCAGCUGAAGGAUGCGCUGGCCAGGAGAGCAGAGCUCCAAACCCGUCUAGCUAAAGAGAAAGCCCCGCCUCCAGGAUCCACCGUCCCACCCCCUUCAGACACCCUGGCUGUCCGCCCCAUCCCCGCUACAGAUCCUGCUGAGAAGAGGUGA